This is a messenger RNA of Symbiodinium natans, 861 nucleotides long. NCBI's taxonomy places the organism in Eukaryota, Dinophyceae, Suessiales, Symbiodiniaceae. The record is from the annotation of a GenBank genome assembly.
AUGCGGCCGCAGAGUGAUGACAGGAGGCAUGGGGAUCCAGGGAAUCCAGACAACGAUGAGGCGUUUGUGGAUCCAACAGACCUGGACAAUCCUGUCACACCCAAGCUGCCGCCGUUCCAAUUGCGCCUGAAAGUGAAUGAUGCGAGCGCGGCUCUCAAAAAAGAGGAUGGCUCUUUUCUCGGCGAGUUGCUUUACCUGUUCGUGCCGGAGAGUGACAGCUUGGACAGCGUUGCCUCGGGAAUCGUGAACGACCUACCGCCAGCGCUGGAGCAGGCAGGUGUGAAAUGUAUACUCGCAAAGGAUGGCACGGAUGGAGAGACCAUUCGCUUGAUGAUGGAAAUAACAGGCUAUGAGCUGAGUGCCUUCCUUCCCAACCAGACCAGCCAGGAGAUGGAAUCUGCCUUGUCAGCGCUGCCGCCGUUGGUGGCACCUCUGGGGGCGCAGAAACAGUAUGAUGCUGUGCACCAGAAAGUGAAGGAGUUCUUUGAGAUCAAGUGGAUGCACAAAAUCCCGAAGAUCUUGAACAAGCAUCUCCUGAAGAUGGGGGUGGAUGCGGACACCUCCGUUGAGCCCCCUCCACCGUCUUUGCCGAAGCCAGACAAGCUGCCUGCGCCAGACGGCCUCAAGCUCUUCCUCAGGGUGGAGCUGCCGAGCAGGCUUGAUAUGGGCAAAGCUGCGGACUCGAGCCUGACAGAGGAAGGCAUCAAGAACAUGAGCCAAGCCAAUUUCCUUCGAUUGAUCCGUCCGAAGCUGGAGGAGCACGUCGCCAGAGCAAUCCGCGUCGCUUGCCGUGAUUGCACCGGAUACGUGACAGUUCUCAGUUCAUUCAGUGGCCGCAAGUACAUGGAGAGCACAGCUUGA